Capsella rubella is the source of this 3894-nucleotide messenger RNA. RefSeq lists its product as uncharacterized. Gene Ontology annotation, cellular component: nucleus. The transcript has 26 exons. The record is from RefSeq and is a predicted model, not a curated record. Gene Ontology annotation, molecular function: mRNA binding. Bases 214 to 3642 code for a protein of 1142 amino acids. Gene Ontology annotation, biological process: regulation of programmed cell death. Lineage: Eukaryota; Viridiplantae; Streptophyta; Magnoliopsida; Brassicales; Brassicaceae.
CUGAGCUAAAGAUAAGAGAGACGUUGUUUACUUUCUUUUUCUGCAUUGUUUUCGUUGUCGUUUUUUUUCCAAGCGUGACGACGAGAGCUUGAAGAACACGAGAUCUCCUUGUGAGUGUGAGGGUUGAUUUGUUGAGUGAGAGAGAACAGAUUCGAUUCUUUCAAUCUCUGUAACCAUUUUGUAUAUCUUUUGCUCCAGUUCGAACUUUUCGUCAUGGUAGAACAGUCUUCCGAAGAUGCCAAUCACAUAGCGAAGCUUUGGGAGUUUGAACAGAGCCUGAGAGAGUCUACGGACAAGUCUCAGUGUGUUAGAGAAUAUGAAGGGAUUAUCAACUUCUCCAAAAGGAGCAUCGAGACCAUGGAGCUUGGAGCUGAGCUAAUUACUAAGUACUUCCACUUUUUCCACACUCACUCAAAGCAAGCUUUUAAGGCGUACAAAGCUAUAAUCGAGAAAGUGGGUCCUAAGAUACGAGUUCAAGCCAUCAAGAAGCUUCCGCUGUUCUGUAAAUUUACACCUGAGCUUGUAUCUGACAUAAUUGGUGUCCUAGUCUGGUGUCUAGAUACUGAUCAACAGGAGCAGCUUGAUGCUGUACAUGAGACGUUUUUGACACUAUUUCAGCAUAACACAUUACACAAUUUAAUCGAAAAGAGCCUAGGGAAAGUAAGGGGAGAUGAAAUCAAGAUGGUUACGAAUUUCUUGACAAGUUUGAGUAAAUUUGGACUGAAAGCUCCUCAAGAAAGAAUACCCGAACUUGUAGAAAUUGUUGAACGGCAGGUUGAUUUGGAUGCAAAGUUUAAUAUUCAAGAUGCAGAUUUUGUUGAGAGGUUGAUACCAUACCUGCAAUCGGCUCUUCCAUUCAGUGUGAGAUGUGGUACAGAUACGAAAUUUCUUAAUUUCUUGAAAAAGCACAUCAUGCCCGAUUUUGACAAGCUUCCAGGGUCGAUGAAGCUUGAUUUGCUUAAAGCUCUUGCUGAGAGCUCGCCACACACAACAUUUCUGGAUGCAGUCCAGAUGCUUCCCUCGAUAGUUCAGCUUUUAAAGAAAUACAUGCCUGCCAAGAUGACUGUGGAAAAAUUGGACUCCAUAUAUGUUGAGUGCUUAUUAUACAUGUUUCAUCAUAUGGCGCACAAGGUUCCUUAUGCAACAAACAGCUUAUGCGGGUACAAAUUUGUGACCAGGAUACCAUCAGAUAGAAUAGGGGAUGAUUUACCGAAGUUAUACAAAGAAUUCACUGAGAGAUUGACAGAUCUUGAGGAACUAAUCAAAGCAUCAAUGGAGAAACUGAUACAGGAGAUGAGUGACAAUGACAAAGCCAAUUUGGCUUCUAAUCCUAUGAAUGGUGACGAGGAGGCAGACUUGUAUACGAACAGACAGGAUAUAAAAACUAAAAUAAGGUCAUGCAUUAACAUUCUCGCAAUGACAGAGGUUUUGCAUGCAGAAACGCCUUCCUUGAUCGGGGACACCCGUGUUGUAAAGCUUUCUUGGAAAGAAGCCACAAAGCCAUUAACCUAUGCAGGACCAGUAUUUUACAGAGGCUCAACGUCUAACGAAAACCUUCCAGUCCCUCCUAAUAUGGAGGCGUUUGAGAAUCUUAUGGAACAUCUUCCUGAGCACGUACUCUUUGGACUAGAUAAGACGGGAAUCUGCUUUUUAGAAGAUUUCCAUGUUGAAGAGCUUGUGGGUUUAUCUGGACUUAGACUAGCAAAAGAUACGUCGCCAGUGACUAAAUUUACCUUAUAUGACGAUCAUGAACUUGCUUGUAUCCUUUGGAAGAUAAACAAAAAGAAAUUAUUAAAAUUUCUGACGACCAAGUCAUGGAAAGUAAUCCUAGGUUACAUAAGAAAUCAGUUCUUACACCUGAUUUGUUGGGCCUAUGCGUCUUCAGACUUAGUUAGUGCUACUAUGAUUAUGCGCAAUUGGGAGGAAAGAUAUAUUCCUCUUUGUGCAUGGUACCUAUGCGCUUUUUGCCGUCCUGAAUAUCUUGAUCGUGAUGAACAAGCUGCGGAAGGACACGAUUGUUAUGGAAAUUCAAUGAAGGAUUGCCUGUUAUACAUAAAAGAAAAAGGGAUUCCUUUGGAAAUCUGCAAAGAGUUUGAUUGUCAGGACUAUGAGCCUCCAAAUGCAGACGAACCACAGAUGCACAAAAGAAGAAUAAAGUCGAUUCGAACCAUCGACUCAUUGGAGGAAGCAUUGCUACUACUUCCAAAGUAUCCUAUAGGAGCAGACUUAGUUACUUUUGAAGAUGAGUUGUGGAAACCAGGAGAUCAGAUUUAUUCGGGUCCGGGACCAAAAUCCUAUGGUUGUUGCUCAUAUCAUGGAGUGAUAAUAGCGGAGAUUGAGGAAUGUGAUGAAGACGUCGUCGCUAUUUGUAAGAUGAGUAACGGAACUGAAGUUGCCGAUAAAGGAUAUGUGAGGGUUUCUCUAACGACAGUGUACAUGGUUGCGGGUGUAUGUCCUGAAGAAAGCCCCAAUGUCCGGGCUACUCCUAAACCGAUGCAUCUUCUCUCUAAUUUCAUCAUCAUCGAUAUGGAUGAGAAUGGAAAAGGCAAAGAGAAAGAGAGAGAAAGAGAGAAAGAAACUGAAAAUCCAGAAGAGAAUCAGGAACAGAAUUCAGAAGAGAAGCCGAAAGAGAAUCAGGAACAGACCCCGGAAGAGAAGCAGGAAGAACAUAAGCAAUAUCCUGAUUUAAAUGCUUCACGUAACAAGUUUCAUAACUUCUUGCGCAAGCACAUCAUGCCUGAUUCUGACAAGGUACAAGUUCAAGCCAUCUGUAAGCUGCCGCUGUUCUGCAAAGAUACACCUGAGUUUGUAUCUGAAAUAGUUGAUGUUCUAGUACAAUGUCUAGACACUGAUCAACAGGAGCAGCUUGAUGCUGUGCAUGGGGCUUUUAUGUCAUUAUUCCAGCAGGACACAAAGGCAGCAUCUUUAACAGCAUUGUUCAAGCAUACUGAGGCUAAUCUUACUACUGAUCAAAUCUGUGUAAAGGUUUUGCACUAUAUCAGAGAUAAGGUGCUCCCUCUCAAAGGGGAACUGCUAAACCCACAAGAAGAAAUUGAAAGACAUAUAACCGAUUUAAUCAAAAAGACCCUAGGGCAUGUAAGUGGAGAAGAAAUCAAGAUGUUUAUGGCUUUCUUAACAAGUUUGAGUAUAUUUGGGGUGAAAACUCCUCAAGAAAGAAUGCAAGAGCUUGUAGGAAUUGUUGAAGGGCUGGCUAAUUUGGAUGCAAAGUUGAAUGUUUCAGAUGCAUAUUGUCUUGACAGGUUAAUAUUAUACCUGCAAGUGGCUCUUCCAUUCAUUGUGAGAGGUGGUUCGGAUAGCAAGUUUCUUAACUUCUUGAAAAGGCACAUCAUGCCUAUUUUUGACAAGCUUCCAGAGCCGAUGAAGCUUGAUUUGCUUAAAGCUCUUGCUGAGAGCUCGCCACACAAAACAGCUCUGGUAGCAACCGAAAGGCUUCCCUCAAAAGCUGAGCUCUUAAAAGUUUUGCAUGGAGAGGCGCCUUCCUUUAUCAGCGACACCAGUGUUGUUACGAAGCCAUCAGCCUCUACAAUUACUUUAGGAAAACGGCCUGCAGAUGGAGCCGGUAAUGACGUAGAUGCAAAGAAGGCCCGUACAGAGUCAUCAAGUUGUGAUCAAAGGAUUUGAGGCUAUCUCUUACAAUGGUGGUGAGCCUAUCUGACACUUCUCUUUCUCUAAGGAUUCUCUAUGACACUUGUAUUGCCGGUUCUUGUAAAACAGAGUAUUUCUUUUUCUCUCUAAGCCAAGUAACAAGUUUUUGUUGGGUUAUUAAGGCUCCUUAACAUUUCGACAAACACCAUUAGUGUCGUUGGAAUCUCUUUUGUUAUCUUACUCGACAUGACUAAUAUAAUUCUUUUGUUUUUAUAAGUUUCUCUUAUC